CCCCCCCCCCCCGCCGCGCGCCCUUGAGCUUCGCGCUGAGGAACAACAACAACAACGAUGCUGCUGAGGAAGGUAUUAAAAGCUGGUGUACAGGUGGGGUUGAGGUACAGCAGUGGUUCUGCUCGAGCAGCUCCUGCAGUAAAGAGUUCCAGUGCUGGGUUCUCCUUCGAUUUGACCGAGCAGCAGAAGGAAUUCCAGGAAGUGGCCCGGAAGUUUGCACGAGAGGAGAUCAUCCCUGUGGCUCCAGACUAUGACAAGAGUGGCGAAUAUCCGGUUCCUCUGAUCAGGAGGGCGUGGGAGCUCGGCCUAAUGAACUCCCACAUCCCUGAGAGCUGUGGAGGGCUCGGGUUGUCCAGCUUUGAUGCGUGUCUGAUCACGGAGGAGCUGGCGUACGGCUGCACGGGGGUUCAGACCGCCAUUGAGGCCAACUCUCUCGGACAAAUGCCUGUGAUUAUUGCUGGUAACGAGGAACAGAAGAAGAAGUAUUUGGGACGUUUGACUGAGGAGCCGCUGAUGUGUGCGUACUGUGUGACAGAACCCGGCGCUGGCUCUGAUGUGGCAGGAAUAAAGACUCGCGCUGAGAAGAAAGGAGACGAGUACAUCGUUAACGGUCAGAAGAUGUGGAUCACCAACGGAGGAAAAGCAAACUGGUAUUUCCUGCUGACCCGUACUAACCCUGACCCGAAGUGCUCGGCCAGUAAAGCUUUCACGGGCUUCGUUGUCGACGCCGACACGCUUGGAAUUCAGAUCGGCAGGAAGGAGAUGAACAUGGGCCAGAGGUGCUCGGACACUCGCGGCAUCACCUUCGAGGACGUCAGGAUCCCUAAGGAGAAUGUGUUGAUCGGAGAAGGGGCGGGGUUUAAAAUCGCCAUGGGAGCCUUCGACAAGACACGCCCUCCCGUCGCAGCAGGAGCGACGGGUCUCGCACAGAGAGCGCUGGAUGAAGCGACUCAGUAUUCACUGGAGAGAAAAACCUUCGGGCGGGUUAUCGCAGAGCACCAGGCCGUGUCGUUCAUGCUGGCUGAGAUGGCGAUGAAGGUGGAGCUCGCCCGACUGGCCUAUCAGAGAGCAGCGUGGGAAGUGGACGAGGGCAGAAAGAACACCUACUAUGCCUCCAUCGCCAAGGCCUUCGCCGGAGACAUCGCUAAUCAGGUGGCGUGUGACGCCGUGCAGAUAUUCGGAGGGAACGGGUUCAACAGUGAAUAUCCCGUCGAGAAACUGAUGAGAGACGCCAAGAUCUAUCAGAUUUAUGAAGGCACGGCUCAGAUCCAGAGGCUCAUUAUCGCCAGAGAACAUCUGGGCAAAUACAAGCAGUAAAUACAAAAACCCGUCUGCAUGGAGACCUGAAGCUUCUUCCCCAACAGCAGCACUUCACAGUUUAAAGAUUUUAACACGUUGUUAUUGUGGACCUUCAUUAUAAGUCCUGUAUAAUCGUUUAACAACCGAAUCAUAUAACAAGUUUUCAUCCAAAGUGUCUCAGGUUUGCAGGGUGACGAUAACAGAUCACCAGGUGGGCGUGUCCUCUGUACAUCCACUGUACUGUUCCAGGUUAAUCAUUUGCUCGGUCAGUAUCAGCAGUGAUGCUCAUCACAGCGUUCACAUACAGACAUGUAACCUCUGACCUUUUCAUGACUGUUUAUUAUGUAGAGUUUUUCAGAACAAAUGAAUGAAAUGCCAGUGAGCGAUCACAUGCCUUGAGUUCUCUGUAGCCAGCAUGUCUUCCAGGAAAAAAAUAAAGAACAAAGAAUGUUAUUGUAGAA
Messenger RNA from Clarias gariepinus (North African catfish), 1760 nucleotides. It is a transcript of the gene acadm, whose product is annotated as acyl-CoA dehydrogenase medium chain. Gene Ontology annotation, biological process: fatty acid beta-oxidation; medium-chain fatty acid catabolic process. Gene Ontology annotation, cellular component: mitochondrion. Bases 58 to 1317 code for a protein of 419 amino acids. The transcript is spliced from 12 exons. Lineage: Eukaryota; Metazoa; Chordata; Actinopteri; Siluriformes; Clariidae. The record is from RefSeq and is a predicted model, not a curated record. Gene Ontology annotation, molecular function: flavin adenine dinucleotide binding; medium-chain fatty acyl-CoA dehydrogenase activity.